Poecilia reticulata (guppy) is the source of this 6901-nucleotide messenger RNA. RefSeq names its product ring finger protein 217 (gene rnf217). Lineage: Eukaryota; Metazoa; Chordata; Actinopteri; Cyprinodontiformes; Poeciliidae. Gene Ontology annotation, biological process: protein ubiquitination. The record is from RefSeq and is a predicted model, not a curated record. Gene Ontology annotation, molecular function: ubiquitin-protein transferase activity; zinc ion binding.
GCAAUUUGGGGGGAAUAUUGUACCUGACAGGAAUUGAAUUUCUGCAAAAUGUGUUUCUCUCAAUGUGUGACUCAAAAAAAUGUCUUUAGAUUUUCCAGUAUGUGGCAAGCAAGACAAGUAACAGUCCAGAGCACUCCAAUAAAUUAAUCUUAAUAAAACUAAACACAAACAGUAUAAGAAUAGGAUUAAACGGACAUAAACACUUCACUUCAGACAAAUAAGAGCAAUUUUUAAAAUCUUACAUAAAAACCAGGCUAAGUAAAAUAAAUUGUACAGUAAUAAGAAACCAAAGGUUAAGAUACUUCAAAGAGAAAUGGUGAAGUAGACUUUUUUUUUCUGUUUUAAAACUUGUAUCUACAUUUAGCAUAGGUCUAACUUCUUCAAUUCAAUGGUGACAUUUUUGCUCUCACUCCUUAAAUGAAAUGUGUCCUGGAAAGGAAAUAAACAAGGAAGGAGGAUAGGAAGGAAGAAAUGAGAGAGGGCAGAAGAGAUUAUUUAAGGCAAAAAAAACAAAACAAAACAAUGAAGAACACAGUUUUAAAAUACUAAGGUCAGCUUUUGUACUUUUCCAGGUAACACUGUAUCUUCCAGGUAUUGUGGAACGCUUUUACCGAAACUCAUUUUUUUCCUGAUCUGAUUCAGCUUUACAGUCGACUCUUGGUUGCAGCAUCUCCUUUCGCCACUAGGUUUCCCAUCGGCCUAUCAACGCUCUCCUCGGUGCUUACGACAAAAUCGGGAAGCAGCGAGCUGCUCGCUUUGUUUUGUUUUGGUAGUAGGAGUUGGAGGACCAGAGGAAGGCCGACAGACAGAGGUCCUCGUGGGGCAGACCUGCUCGCUAAAUGGGGAGAGCUAAAUCGGGGAUGGAAGAUGACGAACCGAUAGCUGACGCCUGCGAGAUGCCGAGCUUUAUAAGCAAUUUCGAAGAGGGAAGGGGGAAAUUGUCCCGCAACCAGCCGACAGGAACUUCCAUCGCGGACGGUGAAGUUGAGAUGCCAGUCGGGGGCCUGAACCGAUCUGUCAUCCGUUCAAACUCCCGGUUGUCCCUCGACGGAGGCGACGGGAGGACGUGGAAGAGGAGAGGCGAGGGAGAGAGGGAUGCGGAGGGCAACAACAACAACAACUGCAACAGCGGAGGAGUCGGAGCAGCAGGAAGGAGGAGGAGGGCGAGCGCUGUGGAGGUUCUGAGGAGGAAUUUCGGUGAUACCAAGUCGCCCUCUCGCUGCUUUAGUGCAAAAAGUCGGAUGCAGAGCGGGGUGGAACAUGGAGCCGGGGGAGAAAGUGGUAAUAACGACUGUAAGGACGUGGAUGGAGCAGAAUGUGGUGAGUGUCCAAAGUCGGACGUAGAGACGGGAGGAGCCGGUGGUAAAAACGAGCUGCCUUCAAACGAGUUGACGACUUCAGAUGUUACAGGAGUUAAAUAUUUAAAGGUCAAAGAUAAGUGGCACCCUAAAACUGAAGACGACAACAACACUGUGACUUUAAGUGAGUCGUUUAGUGCCAAAGAGCACGUGUACUGUACGGUAUACUGCAUUGCCAACGACACUCAUCGGACAGAUGCUGAAAUCACGGACCGCUACGACGACGCUGUCACAUCUGACGAAACAGAAACAGACUUGGAGACUGUAAAGGUGGGGGACCAGGACACCGAACCGGUGCUGUACACGCUGGAUGACCUGGUGGACCCGUUCGGGAACAUAUCCCACCGCCUGGAAGGGGUGCAGGCCGGUGCGGAGAGUCGGAUAGAGGAGUGCCGGGUGUGCCUGGAGGAGAAACCCAUCGCAUCCCUGCCGUGCUGCGGGAAGGCCUUGUGUUGUGAGGAGUGUCUGAAAAUCUACGUCAGCUCCCUGGUGAAGGAGGGCAAUGUUGUCAUCAACUGUCCAAUCACGGAGUGUACCGGCACCCUGGAGGAGGGAUUAAUAAUUUCCCACUUGAGCAGGGAAGGGGUGGUAAAGUACCGCUACUUUUUGCAGCUGAGUCAGCUGGACUCGAGCACAAAGCCCUGUCCCCAGUGCAGCCACUUCACCUCUCUGAAGGAAAGCAGCACAAACCGCAACGACCACAAGUACAAGAUCCAGUGCAUCAGCUGCCAGUUUGUGUGGUGUUUUAAAUGCCACGCGCCCUGGCACGAUGGAAUCAAGUGUCGCGAAUACAUCCAAGGAGACAAGCUGCUGCGAACCUGGGCGAGCGUCAUCGAGCACGGGCAGAGGAACGCCCAGAAGUGUCCACGGUGCAAGAUCCACAUCCAGCGAACAGAGGGCUGCGAUCACAUGGCCUGUUCCCAGUGUGGCACUAACUUCUGUUACCGCUGUGGAGAGCGUUACCGAAGCCUCAGAUUCUUCGGGGACCACAAUUCCAACCUCAGUGUGUUUGGCUGCAAGUAUCGUUUCUUCCCUGACAGGCCCCACGUCAGGCGGCUACUUAGAGGCUCUGUCUUUGCUGCUAAGUCGCUGUUAGCUCCGCUGGUGUUCGUGCUGAUGAUAGUAGUCGGAGCUCUCGCUCUGGUGAUAGGUUUGUUUGUGUUCCCCGUCUACUACUUUUGUAAAAAGAGGAAGAAGGAGCAGGAGCAGCAAACCCGAGGCUCCGGGCGCUGGAUCUAGCCCCCUCCUUUUCGAGGAAAAGGCCGACACCCACAUCUCCUCAGGGACGGACGCGCCAGCUUGAGACACGAGAAAACUCAGAGGAAGGAUCAGACUUCACAAAACAAACACGGGCUGCUGGAGUGGCACUUUCUUGGAGCGGAGCGAGCCCUUGACAAUUGCACACCAACACAUGGAGUUUAUUUAUAUUGCAUGAGACCGCUGUUGAAGUAUGAAGGCUGGAUGUCGAAGCAGAAGAGCAACCCAAAUCUAUUUGGACUGAAUUUUGAGGCAACAAGAGCACUGUCGCAUAGUAAAAGAAAAGAAUUGUGGUCAGGUUAUAGCACACGCUCUCCACGUUUGUUUUUAUUAUUAUUAUUAUUAUUAUUAUAACACAAUCCAAAUCGAAAAAUGAAGCUUUUAUGAUUGAAGGAAGCUCAGGGAGUGCUGGAUAAACAAACUUUCCAUACACACUACGUGGGGAUAAAUGCCAUAAUUAAUUCUUGGCUUUGAAAAUGCAUUUGUACAGUUCUCAGGUUGUCAAGCAGCCCAACUACUGGCUUAAUUCUGGACCUUUUUUUUUUCAUAUCAGAAAAAGGUUUUAUAAUCAGAUGAGGCAGAGACUGAGCUUGUCCGGUCUUAAUUAUAAGAAGUGUCUUUGGAGGAUUCAGGACGAGGCUUUUAAACCUCUGGACUGGUAAAGGAACAAUUCACAAUCAUUAUUAAAGGCCUACAAUUAAAUAUUUCAUGCAGGACAGCGACGAUUGUAUGUAAGCGUCUGACAAGAGCCGUCGGAGAGCAGCAGAGACGGGACAGACAAAUUAUCCUCAACGCGUUUUGCUAAUCUAGUCAGGAACGAAAAGUUUUCACUGCGAUUUCAGUCUCACACGGAGGAAGGUGCUGUGAAAAGAAGUCUAGUGAUACAUGAGAUAAAUUUGGAUCCUAGCUUCUCGCGGGUGUGUGCGCCCAGUUCUAGAAAUUGAGGUUGAGUCCUAAUGAAAAAAGCGGCAACCCCUUCCACCUGGUUUGUGCCCCGUCUGUCUUUCCAUCCCUGCUUUUGGCUCUGAUACCAGACGUCAUCCCCGCUCCGCCUGCUUUCCGUGUCAUCAAAAAACAACUACAGAAAAAAAAAAAGGUGGCUGUGCCAAAGCAAAAUGCUGAAUGUGGUGCAACAUUACAAUUGAUCUGGUCCCUGCGUUGUUUUGUUAUCUUUUCGGGUUUAGCGUGUUUUGUACUGUUGCUCUCCCACUGUUGCAUUCAUGCUGUCUGAAACUUUUUCACAUUUUCUCAUGUUACUAAAUGCUAAGGAGAGGAAAAAUGAUAGAUGGUUAUAGUUUAACACAAGUGUGGCAUGCAUUUAAAGUCUACUUUGUCAGGCUGUGGUACAACAGAUUGUCUUCAGUCAGAGGCUUCUUCAGAUCUGCUGUAACACAGACUGCUUCAAGAGAUCCUUCCUGCCCACAGCCAUCAUCAUCUGCAGUAAAUGUCUGGAGAAACAUAGAUAAUAUGAGUCACAACAUUCAUUUUCCCUUUGAAAUUAAUUAUUUUAUUAAUAUUAAUUGACACUGUAUUUUACUUAUUGGUAUCAGGCUGAAAGGGCUAGAGGCAAAUGUCUGCCACCUUUUUCAGAUUUUCUUUUAUACAUUGUUGUCUUCUUAACUCAAACUCGGCUACCGGAUGCUUGCUGCGGGUCUAUCCCAUGAAAUCAAAAAUAAAAUAGCUUGACAAAAUGUGAAAAAGUUCAAUGGUUCUGUAGUUGUACCUCCUGGGGAGACGAAUUUAAAGGUCGCAGAUGAAAAAGUGCAGAAAAUGAUAAAAAACAAAGAUACUGUCCUUUCUAUUUAUCUUGUGCAGCCUGGUUUAGUGCUUAUCAAUGAGUUCAACAGGGUUCUGUGUAAAGUUAUUAUUUCUAAGAUAGUCAGUUUUCAUAGUGUGUGAGAUGUGAUCCAGAAGGACUUGGUUCUUUUUGUGAACUUGAAAUAUUUUUUUUAACUUUAAAGGAAGAAUGUAAGAAGGAAGAAUCGAUUUCAAAAGGGUUAAAAGGUCAGCUGACGGUCUCUUAUCGCAGGCUUCUCUCUGAAUUUUAAGGAAGUUUUAAUAAAAAAAAAAAAGAAAAGAAAGGCUAACCAUCUUUAUGCUCCUGAGCCUUAGGUUUCUAUGAACAACAAAAUUAGAGUCAUUCACGCAAAUCCUUUUAACGAUCUGCUUUUGUUUCCUGGCUCUCUCGCGUGGAAUUCACUAAAGAAAGCUGAAAAUUGAUGGCCAAGUUGUGUCGCUGCUCCUGUAAAUCUGUGUCGCGGCACUGAAUCUACACUCGAGAAGGAUUAAUGACAUCAAUUUAAGUAGAAAAGGCAGGAUUUAUCCUUGUGUUCGUCAAACAUUUGUCCGUAAAAAAAAUAAAUAAAAAAAUUUGUUGAGCUUUAUCCCAGGGGACAUGACACGUUUUCUACAUCUGGGGGUGUUAAGAAGUGUCAAAUAAAGUUACACUGUAAUAACAAGAGUUCACAACAUACACUCUUCAUUAUAUCCCUGCACGGUGCUUUCUGUAGUUUUCAGUAGUCCUAGAUAGGUUUGGGUUGAAUCCUCUCUCAGGGAGUUUGUUUUGUGUUCACUGGACCCAGAUCCCAACCCGGACAUUAGCUGUGCCAAAGAAAUUGCUGAACAGCGCCGUGGACUCUGAAUGCUUCCUGGUACGCUUGCCAGCUGCUGCCGCUCUAAACAUAUUGGAUUCCGGGAAGCAAAGUGCACUGCGGCUUCAAAAGGAGAUCAGAGUUGUGUUUUAGCGUUGCCAACGCUCACUCUCUCUCCCAGCCUGACUCAGCUGGAUUGUGAACUCUUUGUUGGGGGUCAGAGGGAUGAAAUCCACGAUUGAAAAGCAGAAUAAUCAAAACAGGCACAUGUGUUCGCGAGACAGAAAUUGGAAACCGUACGACCCUCGUUCCCAUGUAUCUCAAUAAUAAUCGUACUGCUCCACUUAGUUCUGCACUGUCAUGUUUAACAGCUGCUUUUUAAAGGUGUUAUUUAUAAAUGAACGUGUGCAUCUAAAACUGUCCCCCAAACGUUGUAAUUUUCUAGAUUCUUUCUGCAGUCAAUGACAUUGUUUUUUUUUUUUUUGUUGUUGUUUUUUUUCAGUGCCAUUCUACCAGGAGGUUGUCCUUUACAGCGCCUUACAAAAAUUCCCAUACCAAAUUUUUACAAUGCAUUUUACUGGGAAUUCAUGUGAAGACGUCUUCAUAAAAUAUUAAAUAAAAUACACAAAGGUAUAGAGGAAAAAAAAGUUUGAGAGGUAUGAAAACGUUUGCAAAACACCAUGUUUUGGACUUUCCCCACCUCUGAAAUUCUAAUUGUGCUAACUUAGCGCGUGGCCAGAAAGUUAACUGUUAAAAUCGACGUGAAAUUUGAGGAACAAAAACCUGCUUCCUUGGAUAAUAUUUUUCUAUGUGAUUGAUAUUGUAUUUUAUGAUAAAGUUUUUCCCUUGUUUUUGUCGUAGCUGAUACAAAUGAAUCGGGUUAUGGCAUGGCAGGGCUGUGGUAGCUGCCUGCUGAGAUGUAUGUGUAUAUAAUUUCCCAGUAAAGAUGCAAUGUCUGGCAUAAACAGUGCCGUCGUCACGGCUGGAGAUCAGAUUGUGUUUUAGAGAGUUGCAGAAUGUAUCACACCCUGGCCUUUUAUUUUGUAUUUAUUAUAUUAAGCCUUCAUCCUCAACGAAUUAAUACAGUCAUGCAUGAAAAGAUGCUAAAACAUUUCUGUGAAACGCAUUUGGAAUCUUGUAGCUGACUGCUCAGCAAACAAAGGCAAUAAGUUUAGCUGUGACGUCCUAAAACCACAAUCCGGGGUGUAGCCUACAUCCAAAACCUGCCUGUAAAUUUGCACGUUUAACAGUCACUUUAUUUUGGCUCAUGUUUUCCUAACUUGCACUUUGAGCCCUGCCUCAAACAUUAGAUGGUCUGUGAAGGAGGAAGUGUUGCAGAAAUACCUGCUGGCUUUCAAGCAUCAGUUAAUUAAAUGUCUGCAUAUUCGAGCUGCAGGACCUUAGAAGAAAAUGUUGUUGACUGCUAAACCGGUGAAGGUGGAUUGAUCAGUAAUCUCAGGAUGGGAUUUCACCUCUUGGACAUGCAAAUCUGCUGGAACAGUAGCAGUGUGUUUAUAUGUACAUGUCACUGUUUUUUCCAGGUAUCUCUUUACAAAGACAUGUUAAAGAUAACCCCCCCCAAAAUGCUGCCACUGUCAAAGAUUAUCUGCUGAUAUUACUGUUGCUAUCUUAGCAAAGGCACAAACACUCUUUUAUCAAAGAAUCUGAAGGACAAUAAACAAAAUGCCAAAUGUG